Molecule: messenger RNA, 674 nt
Organism: Tupaia belangeri chinensis (Chinese tree shrew)
Lineage: Eukaryota; Metazoa; Chordata; Mammalia; Scandentia; Tupaiidae
Gene: LCN8
Product: lipocalin 8
Exons: 5
Coding region: 24-674 (216 amino acids)
Molecular function (GO): small molecule binding
Source: RefSeq, a predicted model, not a curated record
GUGUUGGGAGCCCAGACUCCGCCAUGGUGGCCAGGCUGCUGAGCGCUGCCCUGGGAGUCCUCGUGAUGUUCCGGAUGCAGGCCGAGGUGGCCACGCUGAACCUGGACCGGCAGAAGAUUCUAGGAUUCUGGCGGGAAGUCGGUGUGGCCUCUGACCAAAACCUGGUGCUGAAGGCCCCGAAGAGGGUGGAGGGCUUGUUCCUCACCCUGAGCCAAGGCAACCUGACAGUGACAGUCGCAUACAACAACUCAGGACGCUGCGAGACAGAACACGUGGUGGGCUCGGAGAACAGGUCAGGGAGGUUCACCUUCCCUGGGCAGAGAGAGAUCCUCGUGCUCGACACGGACUACGAGCAUUUCCUCAUCCUGAGGGUGUCCCUGCUCUGGCGGGGCAAGCACUUCCACGUGCUCAAGUACUUGAGACAGCAGUCCCUGCCCUCGCACUCCGAGGGCCCUGUGCUGCCCCGAGUCCUCAGUGCCCCAGGCCCCUCGGCAGCCUCUGCAGGUGACACGGGUGCUCUGGGGAGGAUGUGCCACCCUGGGACGGUGCCGGUGUCCUCCCCUCCAGUUCCAGGACAGACAGGAAAGCAGCACCUUGGCAGUGUCCACCUCCCCACGACGGGUGCCUAUCACCCACCUGCGUUUGUUCGCAUCCUCCUCGGCCCAACCCUCUGA